Messenger RNA from Saccostrea cuccullata (small rock oyster), 1140 nucleotides. Its product is annotated as multiple epidermal growth factor-like domains protein 10. Gene Ontology annotation, molecular function: scavenger receptor activity. The transcript is spliced from 5 exons. Lineage: Eukaryota; Metazoa; Mollusca; Bivalvia; Ostreida; Ostreidae. The record is from RefSeq and is a predicted model, not a curated record. Bases 1 to 1140 code for a protein of 379 amino acids.
AUGCUACUGGAUCCUGCACCUAUGGAUGUAAGAAUGGAUUUUAUUCAGAAAAAUGUGAGAAGAGAUGUAGUGCGUCGUGUCCAUCGGCUUGCAACAGGAAAUCCGGGCAAUGCGAGGGUCCCUGUCCAAAUGGUAUGUAUGGUCAUCAUUGCAAUUUCACCUGCAAUCGAACCUGCAAAAAUGGAUGCCGUAAAAUCGAUGGUUUAUGUACUUCUGGAUGCAUUGACGGGAAAUUUGGAGCCGACUGUCUCAAGACUUGUGGUGCUGGGUGUAUUUCUGGGUGUAACCAACUCGAUGGGAAUUGUUUUUGCAAAGAAGGCUGGCAAGGUCAAAACUGUAACGGUGUGUGGUGUAAAUUGUAAAAGACAAACGUGUGACAAUGCUACUGGAUCCUGCACCUAUGGAUGUAAGAAUGGAUUUUAUUCAGAAAAAUGUGAGAAGAGAUGUAGUGCGUCGUGUCCAUCGGCUUGCAACAGAAAAUCCGGGCAAUGCGAGGGUCCCUGUCCAAAUGGUAUGUAUGGUCAUCAUUGCAAUUUCACCUGCAAUCGAACCUGCAAAAAUGGAUGCCGUAAAAUCGAUGGUUUAUGUACUUCUGGAUGCAUUGACGGGAAAUUUGGAGCCGACUGUCUCAAGACUUGUGGUGCUGGGUGUAUUUCUGGGUGUAACCAACUCGAUGGGAAUUGUUUUUGCAAAGAAGGCUGGCAAGGUCAAAACUGUAACGAAUGUAGUCAAACACAUCAUGGACAAGAAUGUGAAAAGCAAUGUAGUCCAACCUGUUUAAAUGGAACGUGUUUCUCAAACAAUGGGUCGUGUAAAGAUGUCUUCGAUAGCAAUGUUAAUAAUGACAAAACUAGUCCAGCAAUCAACCAGACGUCUGCAAGCAUUACAAACACAGAAGUUUAUCCAGUUUUGUACGGUGUAAUUACUGUUCUAAUCAUGAGCGUUAUUCUCAAUAUAUUUUUGAUUGUGAGAAAUAUCAGAAAUAAUAAUAGACCAGCCUUAAACAGGGAUCAUAAUCACGCCAAUUCAACAAUAAAUGCAAGCUCCACUAUUCAUGAAAGAACAGAAGAUGACACCAACUAUGAAGAACUUGGACAAUCCAGUGAACCUCCUCUUUAUGAGGAACUCAAAUGUAUUUAA